UUCUCAACCGGCAUUUUAAAACACCGUGGUUGCACAGGUGAGCAGUGCCUGUUCGUAAGGGAAAGGCGAAUGUGUUUAUGCUUAAUAUGGAGAUACGGUGUGUUCCGGCGGUUUGUUUCCUUUGAACUACUACCUGGACCGCUCUGGGGGAAUACCGGGCUUGGCUGGAGCAGAAAUUGCCCUGAAGAUGAAAUUUCCUUUCUCCUCCUCAUGUAAUAAAAAUAAGAAAGUUGUAAUUCUGUUUCUCAUGGCUUUUGUCAUCUUGAAACAUCUGCUGCAGCAUGUUAAGGGGUUUGACAGACGACUCCUGUUACCUCCCAACCCAAGAUUACAUGAUCCAACAAGAGCUACUGAAGCAAAAGUCAAUGAAAUAUUGCAAGCGCUAAAAAGACACAUACCUACAGUAACUCACACUCAACUGGAACUCACCAGCAGUGGCGCACACAGCCUGGUCACCUUAAUGAACCCGAAGAAGAAAUACUGUGUGGGAGAGAUCGUCAGUGUCCGAGUGGAAAUGAAUGACUACCAGGGCAAACCCAAGACAUAUGGGGGAGAUUUCAUUCUGGCUCGGAUCCAUUCUCCAGAGCUGAAAGCAGGAGCGUCGGGCGUGCCUGAGGAUUUCAACAACGGGACCUACCGCGUCAACUUCACUUUGUUUUGGCCGGGCAGCGUGAAGGUUUCGGUGCUUCUGAUACAUUCAAGCGAGGUGGUCUCGAUGUUAUCGCGAGCCAAAGAGUAUUGCAAUGACAAAUUUAUUUUCAUAGGCACCUUUCAUAACAGUACGGUAAAGGAGAAUUCUAGAUGCGACAUUCAUCUGAGCACAGAUGAACCCGUCUGCGAAUUCAAGGACGAGGGGAACCAGGAAUCGUUCUUCUGUUUCAAACCUAAAACACUGCCGUGCGAGAGCCUGCGUUACACAAGAUCGAAUAACAGGAAAAGGUCCUGCCUGACGCAAGCUGAGAUUCAGCUUCUGGAGAGGUCUACGGUUGGCGUGACAAUCCAAAAUAAUUUCAAAGACAUUACAGUGGUUACCUGUAAAGAUCGUGUUCCUCAAGCUGCUGGGAAGUGUGAGCUGGGAAUGAGCUCUCCUAUCCCCAGUGGAUUUUUCCAUUUAGACCGUUGGAGUUCUUCCUAUUGCAGAAUGAGCAGCUUCCAAAAUGUGAACGACAUGAACCAGUGCCUUCAGGGGAAACAGGUUUACCUGCGGGGGGACUCGACAAUGCGCCAGUGGGUUGAAUAUUCCACAUACAAACUAAACGACCUGAAGUUUACAAGUAAUACAGCACCCCAGGCACCCAAGCUUGCUAUUGACAAGACGAGAAACAUAACCAUGUUCUGGAAGAUGCACGGAUUCCCUUGCAUUUCAUUUUCACCGUGCUUCAUUGGUGGUGGAUUGUAUAUUGUUUGGGAACUGGACAGACUCGCUGGCGGGGAGAACACUGUUGUAGUUAUCACUGUUGGUCUCCACCUUCGUCCUUUCUCCUUGAGGUUCUACGUUACAAGAAUGAUGAACAUCAAGCAGGCUGUCGCAAGACUUCUUCAGAGAAGCCCUUUGACCAGGGUGUUUAUUAAAUCAGAGAACACCAGAGAACUCCAGUUUGAGACGCUCCGCAUGAGCAACUGGCACGGUUACCUCCAAAACCUGGCUCUGAGGGAAGUGUUUCGGGGGGCGAAAGUGGGGUUCAUUGAUGCUUGGGACAUGACUGUAGCUGCAAACUCAUUUGACGUUCACCCGAACAGGAAUAUUGUUCAUAAUCAAUUUGCUUUGUUUUUGUCCUAUCUAUGUGGUCCAAAUUCUUAAUGGAGAGUGUUUGUGUAAUUGGCGCGUUGACAUAAUUUCCCUGUAGCUUUUGAAAUGGCUACUUUUAAUAUGUAGGUUUGUGCAAGAGGUUUUGGUUCAUAAAAAUAUAAAUAAAGACAUGAAA
Messenger RNA from Polyodon spathula (Mississippi paddlefish), 1925 nucleotides. RefSeq names its product NXPE family member 1-like. NCBI's taxonomy places the organism in Eukaryota, Metazoa, Chordata, Actinopteri, Acipenseriformes, Polyodontidae. The record is from RefSeq and is a predicted model, not a curated record. The transcript has 6 exons. The coding region runs from base 188 to 1801 and encodes 537 amino acids.